Messenger RNA from Ailuropoda melanoleuca (giant panda), 891 nucleotides. RefSeq names its product glycine cleavage system protein H (gene GCSH). Gene Ontology annotation, biological process: protein lipoylation; glycine decarboxylation via glycine cleavage system. The transcript is spliced from 6 exons. The record is from RefSeq and is a predicted model, not a curated record. Lineage: Eukaryota; Metazoa; Chordata; Mammalia; Carnivora; Ursidae. Gene Ontology annotation, cellular component: mitochondrion; cytoplasm; glycine cleavage complex. The coding region runs from base 130 to 651 and encodes 173 amino acids.
CCCCGACCCUACCAAGCCCCGCCUCCACGCCCCGGACCAGCCGGCUCGCUCCGGCUCGCUCCGGUCCGGGGGGGGGGCCGGCCGGGGUUCCCAAGCCGCUUGCACUGCGACCCCCGCACCUCUGUGAACAUGGCGCUGCGAGCGGUGCGGAGCGUGCGGGCUGCGGUCCGCAGCCUGCGCGUCGCCGCCGCGCCCGCCGCGACCUGCCUACCGCGGCCCUGGGGACUGAGGGCGGGCCCCGUCCGGACACUGCGCACGGGCUCCGCUCUGCUCUCCGUGCGUAAAUUCACAGACAAACAUGAGUGGAUAACAACAGAAAAUGGUAUUGGAACAGUGGGAAUCAGCAAUUUUGCACAGGAAGCUUUGGGAGAUGUUGUUUACUGUAGUCUGCCUGAAGUUGGGACAAAACUGAACAAACAAGAUGAGUUUGGUGCUUUGGAAAGUGUGAAAGCUGCUAGUGAACUCUAUGCUCCUCUAUCAGGAGAAGUAACUGAAAUUAAUGAAGCUCUUGCAGAAAAUCCAGGACUUGUCAACAAAUCUUGUUAUGAAGACGGUUGGCUGAUCAAGAUAGCACUCAGUAAUCCUUCAGAACUGGAUGAAUUAAUGAGUGAAGAAGCAUACGAGAAAUACAUAAAAUCUAUUGAGGAGUGAAAAUGGAACCCCUAAAUAAACUAAUACAAGAAUUGCGGAGGGAGGAACAGUGCCACCCAUUUCAUUCUGAUACACACCAGCAACAAUAUUUAUCAACAGAUGUAAUACAUUCCUACUAUUUGUCAACUGAAUGGGAAGAAAGACAAUUCUCGAUCUGGAAAAACAAUGGACUAUUUUAGCCUUAUCGUCUUUAAGUUUCACUUCAAAAUUAUUACUAUUUUUUUUUGCACAUCAAAUUGA